Molecule: messenger RNA, 477 nt
Organism: Penicillium crustosum
Lineage: Eukaryota; Fungi; Ascomycota; Eurotiomycetes; Eurotiales; Aspergillaceae
Exons: 2
Coding region: 1-477 (158 amino acids)
Source: RefSeq, a predicted model, not a curated record
AUGCCAAACAGUCGGUCCUUUUCGCUUUAUAAUGAUACCCAGCGAGAUUUAGGUGGCUCUAUCAGUGUACUUCGAGAUAUCCUACCGGGAAAGAGCAUCUUACGCACUGCCCUCGGGGCAAUAGCACUCAGUGCUGCCGCAAAUGAUGACAACAGCCAGUAUUGGAUGAAGCAACAGGGAACAAAAUUACAUAUGAAUGCUCUGCAACAAAUGCGAAAAGCAUUAAGCUCCCACAGGAAGCCUGAUCUGGAACUUCUCGGCGCCGCACGGGUAUUCAGCUUCUACGAGGCUCUAUACGGUGGUGAUUGGCAGAACCAGGAUGCGCAAUCCCGCAGCUGGAGCAUUUAUCAUUCUGGAGAUCUUGCGCUUAUCCUUUCGAAUCCACCGUCAUUCUAUGCUACCGGCCCAGCUCAUAGACUGUUUGUUGACGGGCGACUCAACCAUGUAUUGGGUCUCUAUCUCGACGAUAUGGAGUGA